Messenger RNA from Caenorhabditis remanei, 3333 nucleotides. RefSeq lists its product as uncharacterized. Gene Ontology annotation, molecular function: protein binding. Gene Ontology annotation, biological process: innate immune response. Lineage: Eukaryota; Metazoa; Nematoda; Chromadorea; Rhabditida; Rhabditidae. The transcript has 12 exons. The coding region runs from base 1 to 3333 and encodes 1110 amino acids. The record is from RefSeq and is a predicted model, not a curated record.
AUGGUCAAUGUCACCGACAAAGGCCCAUUGGUUAAUCGCAGACGUAUUCUCGAAGAAUUCGGAAAAGUACAGACACAAAUUGCAACAAAUCCGAAUGCUUGGAGAUCAGUGGCAUUCAGAGUUUACAAACGGAUAUGUAAAGCUAUGGGAGAUGACUACGUGGAUUAUCCGGAAUUCGAAUUCUGGUUCUCAAGAUUUGUUCAAGGAAAUUUCGAUUUGAAUUAUGACAGAUGUUCCGAUCCAAAAGCCCGUUCGAUCAUCGACUUGCCACUAGACGUUUUCAAUAAAAUUGGUGAAUACUUGAAGCUAGAAGACAGAUUCCAACUCCGAAAUGUGUGCAAAGAUAUUCGAUAUCAAGUCGAUAACUGGGAUCUGAAACUAGACGAGAUUUUCUAUAACGGUGCGAAUGAAUGGAGAAUCACACCGACGUUGGGACCAGGACCGUUUUUUUCACAAAAUGUAAAUAACAGAUUCUAUCGGGAUCCUAAUUCUUUCGUGAUGAAUAUUCUGAAGCUUCCGAAACUCCAAGUGGAGAAAUUGACGAUUUAUAAACAAGAUGAAUGUUGGGAAAAAUUUAUCAGAGUACUAAAUGAAUCGAAUCGAAAACUUCUUGUGAAGAAGGUCCAAUUUCCUUGUUUCUACCCAUCAAAAAUCGAUUUGCACUUUAUGAUUCCCGGAGUACUCGAAGAGAUCAAACUGUUCAUCGAGAAUCCAAAACGCAAAGAAAUCAUUGAAAUUGUUGAAUCGGAACAAUGUCAAAAAGCUAAAAUGGUGUAUAUUGAUAGUCCGACUGUCAUUUCAAAAUUUCCACUGGAUGCUCUAUACAAUUGCCCCCGAUUCACUUUGCAACUCGGAAAAAGACCUGCAGACGGUUUGAAAUCGAAAUUUCUCAAGACACUCAUGAAUGAAGGCAAAGUACAAAAAUGCGUGCUUUACGUUUCCAACUAUGUUGGCGUGCCGAGCCAAAUCAUGAAUUAUUUCAAUGAACCAGAGGCAAUGGUUCCGAACUUCCCACUGCUUCGUCGUUAUCCGAUUCCUGGAACAAAUGAAUUCUACGAACUCGAAGACCGAGUGGAACUCAGCACAGCCAAUAUUUCAGCUAAAGUCAUAAAAACCUUCGAAAUGGCCGAGGUCACCGAUCCAAUGGAAACUCGCAAACUCAUCCUCACAGCAUUCAGAGCAGUCCAGAUACAAAUCGCAGCAAAUCCGGAGAUAUGGAGAGAAUUGAGUUUCGAAGUUCACAAAGAGUUGUUUGAAGAGCUGGGAGAUGAUUUCGUGGACUAUCCGGAAUUCGAAUUCUGGUUUUCGAGAUUUCUUCAAGGAAAUUUCGACUUGAAUUAUGACAAAAGUUCCGACCCAAAAGCUCGCUCGCUCACCGAUUUGCCACUAGAAGUUUUCAAUAAAAUUGGUGAAAACUUGAAGAUAAAAAACAAAUUGCAACUCCGUGAUGUGUGCAAAGAUUUUCGAUUUAAAGUCGAUAACUGGGAUUUCAAAGUGAUGACGUUUUGCUAUAAAAAUGAGAAUGAUUGGAAAAUCUUUGACGGAGGUUGUCGUAUUGGUUUGUACCAGAAUCCAAUUUCUUUCUUUAUGAAUAUGCUGAAGCUUCCGAAAUUCCAAUUGGAGAAAUUGACGAUUUAUAGAGAAGAUGAAUAUUGGAAGAAAUUAAUUGAAGAGCUGGACGAGUCAAAUCAGAAACUUCCUGUGAGGAAGGUGAAGGUCGAAUUUCCAUUUAUCCGUUCAUCUAAAAUCGAUUUGCACUUUUUGGUUCCCGAAGUGCUUGAAGAGAUCUCCGUAAUCAUGAAAGCACCUUCAUUCGAAGUAAUCAAUGAAUUUAUUAAAUCGGAUCAAUGCCAGGCUGCGAAAAUGGUGUCUAUUGAGACUAACACCUGCACUUCAGAAUUUCCAUUGAAAGCUUUGUACAAUUGCCUCCGAUUCACUUUGCAAAUCGAUAAUGGAUCAGCAGACAAAUUAAAGGCCGAAUUCAUCAAGGAACUGAUUCGAAUUGGUAAAGUCGAAUGGUGUCGUCUAGACAUUGCAAACUACACUCAUUUCUUCAAUAGAUACCACCAAGAAACUCAAUUCCUGAAGCACUUCAACGAAGAAAAUACAAUGGUUCCGGAUAACCCGUUGCUCCGUCGAAUCCCGAUUCCUAAAACCAACGAAUUCUACGAACUCGAAUACCGAGAAGAGUAUCCAGAGGGCAAUCAAGUGGAUUUUGUUCGCCUCGAAAGAAAACAGUUCGAGAGAGAUCCAUUGGCUAUUCGUAGACGUAUCCUUGAAGAAUUUGAAAAAGUACAGACACAAAUCAAAAUAAACCCGGAAUCAUGGAGAAAAUUGAUAUUCGAAGCUCACAAAGAAUUGUGUAAAGAGCUGGGAGCGAACUUCAUGGACUAUCCGGAAUUCGAAUUCGGGUUCUUGAGAUUUCUUCGAGGAAAUUUUGAUUGGGGCUAUGAUAGAAGAUCCGAUCCGAAAGCCCCUUCGAUCACCGAUUUGCCGUUUGAAGGUUUCAAUAAAAUUGGUGCAAACUUGGAGUUACAUGACAGAUUCCAACUCCGUAAUGUGUGCAAGGACAUUCGAGCUCAAGUCGAUAGCUGGGAUCCGAAAGUGACUGAGAUUUCCUACAUCGAUGCGAAUAAUUGGAAUGUCUGGCAGUCAUCGAGACCUGAACCUUACUGUGUGGACAUAUUUGGACAAAAUGAAAAUAGCAGAUGCCGUCCUGGUUUUUACCAGAACCCUAUUUCUUUCUUGAUGAAUGUGCUGGGACACCCGAAACUCAGAGUGGAGAAAUUGACUAUUCAUGAACAAGAUGAAUAUUGGGAGAAAUUAAUUCGAGAACUGGACGAAUCAAAUCGCAAAAUUCAUGUGAAGAAUGUUGAAUUUCCAAACCGUCACUAUCAAUCAACAAUUAAUUUGAACUAUAUGAUUCCCGGAGUUCUCGAAGAGAUCAAAAUAUACCUAGCGAAUUCAAACCACAGAGAAAUCAUUGAAAUGAUUAAAUCGGAGCAAUGUCAGUCAGCUAAAAUGGUGUAUAUUGAGAGUCCGAAACCCACUUCGAAAUUUCCAUUGGAUGCUCUAUACAACUGUCCUCGAUUCACUUUGCGAGUCGGAAAAGUCCUGAAGUCCAGACUCAUGGAAUAUGGUGAAGUUGAAAAAUGUGUUCUCUAUAUCUCCAACUAUAUCGCCGCUCCAAGUCAGAUCAUGAAGUAUUUCAAUGAAUUGGAGGCUAUGGUUCCGAACUUCCCGUCGCUUCGUCGGUACCGUAUUCCUGGAACAAAUGAAUUCUACGAACUCGAAUAUCAAGGAGAUUCUGUUCGCCUCGAAAGGAAACAAUGA